Messenger RNA from Thelazia callipaeda (thelaziosis nematode), 444 nucleotides. Lineage: Eukaryota; Metazoa; Nematoda; Chromadorea; Rhabditida; Thelaziidae. The record is from the annotation of a GenBank genome assembly.
AUGGCUCUGAAGCGGAUACAGAAAGAAUUACAAGAUCUGGGUAGAGAUCCUCCAGCACAGUGUAGCGCAGGACCUGUUGGUGACGAUCUUUUUCAUUGGCAAGCUACUAUAAUGGGCCCACCGGAAUCUCCAUAUCAGGGUGGCGUAUUUUUCUUGACAAUUCAUUUCCCAACGGAUUAUCCAUUUAAGCCACCAAAGGUAGCGUUUACUACUCGUAUUUAUCACCCAAAUAUCAACAGUAAUGGUAGCAUCUGCUUAGAUAUUUUACGUUCUCAGUGGUCACCCGCUCUCACUAUUUCAAAAGUGUUAUUGUCCAUCUGUUCACUUUUAUGUGAUCCAAAUCCUGAUGAUCCAUUGGUACCUGAGAUUGCACGCAUUUACAAGACGGAUCGAGAACGAUAUAAUCAGCUAGCUCGUGAAUGGACUCAAAAAUACGCAAUGUGA